Molecule: messenger RNA, 1846 nt
Organism: Corylus avellana
Lineage: Eukaryota; Viridiplantae; Streptophyta; Magnoliopsida; Fagales; Betulaceae
Gene: PAPS3
Product: poly(A) polymerase 3
Biological process (GO): RNA 3'-end processing
Cellular component (GO): nucleus
Molecular function (GO): RNA binding; poly(A) RNA polymerase activity
Source: RefSeq, a predicted model, not a curated record
UUUCCCCCGGAUUUCGAUUUCUGUCUCUGCAUUUCCAUAUCUCUGGAAAAUCUUUUCUUUUGUUUCCUAAGAAAACAAAAAAAAGAAAAAGAAAAAGAAAACACCAGAAUCGUUUUCUUUAUACUCUAAAACAGAUUUUGGUGUCCGCGUGUAUGGCAGCGCAUACUUACCACAACCAAAACGGCGUCAUUUUUGUGCCUCUUCACCAGUUGACAGCUUCUUUCCCAUCCGUGAAACCCAACCUCGUCUUGGCCCCUCAACCAUUUGUGCCCUUAAAACCUAGUGUUCCACAGGCCCUUGCUCCGUACAACCCACCGGUGCUGGCUCUGGCUCGAAUGGACGAGGAAAGGUCAAUCUCUCUGUUUCAGUUCAUGGUUGAUGAAGGACUCGUGUUAUCUCCGGAAGAGGAAGAGAAGAGGAGGAAUAUCAUUUUAAAGCUCAAACAGAUAGUGUUGGCAUGGAUUAAGAAGGUUGCAUGGCAACGCCGAUUUCCAAGGGAGCUAAUUGCUGCCACCUGUGCCACGAUAUUGACUUAUGGAUCAUAUGGCCUCGGAGUCCAUGGUUUGGAAUCCGAUAUUGAUGCUUUAUGUGUUGGUCCUUCCUUUGCCACGAUGGCAGAGGACUUUUUUGUCGUUCUGUACAACAUGCUUAAAAGCAGACCUGAAGUAUCAGAGAUCUACUGUGUAAAGGAUGCAAAAGUUCCUCUAAUGCGGUUUAAAUUUGAUGGGAUCUCAGUUGAUCUUCCGUAUGCACAACUGCAAGUAUUAUCUGUUCCUGAAAACGUGGAUAUACUAAAUCCAUUCUUUCUCGAGGAUAUUGAUGAAAUGAGUUGGAAAAGUUUGUCUGGUGUACGUGCUAACAAACGCAUUGUUCAGCUUGUUCCAGAUUUGGAGAAUUUCCAAUCAAUGUUGCGAUGUGUUAAAUUAUGGGCAAAAAGGCGAGGAGUAUACGGUAAUUUGCUUGGAUUCUUGGGAGGAGUUCAUCUGGCAAUUCUUGCGGCAUAUGUUUGUCAAAAGCAUCCAAAUGCUACCUUAAAUACUCUUAUUAUGAACUUCUUCCAAACUUUUGCGUUUUGGCCUUGGCCUGCUCCAGUAAUUCUGCAAGAUGGAAUGUUGCCAACAACUGGAGAUGCCACUGAGACACGGUCCCUAAUGCCCAUUCAGCUACCGUGUAGUCCACAUGAAUAUUGCCAUUCCAAUAUCACUAGAAGCACAUUCUACAGGAUCAGGGCAGAAUUUCUCCAAGGCUAUGCUAUGACUAGGGAUAUUUUGAAGCUGGAUUUUGUUUGGGGUAGCAUAUUUGAGCCUUUUCCAUAUACAAAGAAGUAUACCCGAUUUAUCAAAAUUUAUCUCUCGGCUACUAAGAAAGAUGAGCUAGGAGAUUGGGUAGGUUGGGUGAAAUCACGUUUUCGCUGCCUUCUUGUCAAGUUGGAGGAGAUGCAAGGUUUUUGUGAUCCUAACCCUACCGAAUAUGUAGAUGUGGAAGUAACAGAGCCCAAUGUUGUGUUCUACUGGGGCUUAAAUCCUAGCAGGAGUAGUUACACGGAUAUAGAGUCUGUUGAAGUGGAUUUCAUGAAGAAUAUAAAUAAUGGCUUUCAAGACCCUCCUGGACGGAUGAAACUAUCCAUUAUCCAAGCUUCUCAGGUGCCUAAGAGUGCUCUUCGUGACACUGGAAGUGGGAAGUGGACAAAAGCAUGUUGGAAGAUCAUGGAUUACAAUCAACGAAGAAUACCAAUGUAUUCACAGCAUUUGCCACAUUACUUUGUUGGGUAUGUGGUAGCUAAUGCAGGGCCCGAGUACUCAUGUGGUGGGGGUUAGGCUUAUCAUGUGAACUUUCAUUAUUCUUU